This is a messenger RNA of Protomyces lactucae-debilis, 1344 nucleotides long. RefSeq names its product gamma tubulin. The record is from RefSeq and is a predicted model, not a curated record. Gene Ontology annotation, biological process: mitotic spindle organization; mitotic sister chromatid segregation; microtubule nucleation. Bases 1 to 1344 code for a protein of 447 amino acids. Lineage: Eukaryota; Fungi; Ascomycota; Taphrinomycetes; Taphrinales; Protomycetaceae. The transcript has 3 exons. Gene Ontology annotation, molecular function: GTP binding; structural constituent of cytoskeleton. Gene Ontology annotation, cellular component: spindle; nucleus; gamma-tubulin complex.
AUGAGGGAAAUCAUCACAAUCCAGGCCGGGCAAUGCGGCAACCAAAUCGGCUCACAGUUCUGGCAACAACUCUGUCUCGAGCAUGGCAUCAGUCAGGACGGCAACUUACAAGACUUUGCAACCGAGAUUGGUGAUCGCAAGGAUGUCUUCUUCUAUCAGGCAGACGAUACGCGCUAUGUCCCGCGCGCGCUUUUGAUUGACUUGGAACCACGCGUCCUCGAUACAAUCCGUCAAGGACCCUUUGGCGGCAUCUACAAUGCAGAAAACAUCUUCACCACACGCGACGGCGGUGGUGCGGGUAAUAUCUGGGCGAAUGGCUACGCGCAAGGAGAAACGGUCGCUGAGGAUAUCAUGGAGAUGAUUGACCGUGAGGCAGAGGGGAGUGACUCGUUGGAAGGUUACUCUUUGCUUCACUCCAUUGCUGGUGGUACAGGCUCUGGCUUGGGUUCCUUUCUGCUGGAGCGUCUCAAUGAUCGAUACCCAAAGAAACUCAUUCAGACAUACAGCGUGUUUCCAGCCAACGAGGCAGGUCAGUCGGAUGUCGUGGUACAACCCUACAACUCUAUCCUUGCACUCAAGCGGCUCACGCAAAACGCAGACAGUGUCGUGGUCCUGGACAAUAGCGCCUUGACCAAAAUUGCUUCUGACCGUCUCCAUGUCUCGCAGCCAAGCUUUGAACAAACCAAUCAACUCGUUUCAACAGUCAUGGCAGCAUCGACACAGACGCUGCGAUACCCAGGAUACAUGAAUAACGACAUGGUGGGCAUGAUUGCUUCAUUGGUGCCGACCCCAAGGCUACACUACCUCGCAACGAGCUAUACGCCUUUCAUGGAUGAAUCCACUGAGGCUGGCAAAUUGGUGCGUAAAACAACCGUACUCGAUGUCAUGCGACGCCUGCUCAAACCACAAUCACGCAUGAUUACGGUGGCGAAACCCUCUAAAAAGGCAUGCUUCAUUUCAUGCUUCAAUGUGAUACAAGGUGAGGCAGACCCAGCUGACGUUCACAAAUCACUGUUGCGCAUCAGAGAAGCAAAGAUGGCGACGUUCAUUCCAUGGGGUCCAGCAAGUAUUCAGGUGGCUUUGACAAAGAAGUCACCGUAUGUCAAGACGCAACAUCGCGUCAGUGGUCUCAUGCUGUCCAAUCAUACCCACAUGGCAAGUGUCUUCAAGACAACCUUGGAUCAAUACAAUCAGCUUCGCAAACGUGGUGCCUUCUUGGACGCGUAUCGCAAGUUCCCCAUGUUCUCUGAUACGCUUGAAGAGUUUGACGAUGCAAAAGAGGUCUUGGUGAGGCAGAUUGAGGAGUACGAGUCGGCAGAAACGAAGAAUUACCUUGAACGCUAG